Molecule: messenger RNA, 3829 nt
Organism: Nilaparvata lugens (brown planthopper)
Lineage: Eukaryota; Metazoa; Arthropoda; Insecta; Hemiptera; Delphacidae
Product: neuropeptide-like 1
Exons: 4
Coding region: 77-1864 (595 amino acids)
Source: RefSeq, a predicted model, not a curated record
GCAGUGCACUUGGAAAAGGGUGCGGGUAUAAAUAGCGUCGCGACGUCUACUUCGGCAAGAGGACUCGGCAAGCGUUAUGGCAGCAACUCAACUGCGUAUUCUAGGCCUACUUGUCUCGUUUGGCAUACUCCUUUCUGUUCAGGUUAGAGGAGAUGCCGAUGCUGCAUUGGAGAAACGUGCAGUGCCAGUGAAGAGGUAUGUUGCAUCACUGGCCAAAAGUGGAGAGCUGUCGUCGUUUACGCGACCGGCAUGGAACAAGAAGCUGCAGAGCUAUGAUGACGAGAGCAGCGAUGACAACGAUCAACAAAAACGAUACGUGGGCGCUCUGGCCAAGGCCGGUGACCUGAAGUCCAGGUUCAGAGAAGCCAAACGGGAUGACAUCGAGAAUUUGAUUGAACAGCUGCUGACUGCCGAAGAGUUGAGGCGGCUGAGGCGUGAAAUUCUUCGGGAGGAAUUGUUGCAGGAAGAGCGUGACGAGGAGGAGGCACUGGACGAAGAGAAGAGAUCUCUGGCAUCGCUAGCUCGCAGUGGCAGCAUGCCAUUCGCUGGAGAAGGAAAGCGAGGCAUCGCCAACUUGGCUAAGAAUGGAGACUUUCCCUGGUCGGGUAAGCGUGGAGGUAUUGCAUCUCUCAUGAGAAGCAGGCUCGAUCAGCUGAAGCGUAAUCGUGAUGAAGAUUAUGAUCUGGACAACUUUUUGGAUGAGUUGGCAAACGAGGAGGACGACGCUCCUUACAGAACAAUUGACAAACGCAAUCUCGCCUCUUUUGCACGAAGUGGAGGACUGUCCGGUCUCUCGUAUCGGAACGAGAAGAAGGAUGCAUAUGAGGACUGGGGUGGUGCAGACUAUGAGAAUAAGAGGAAUGUGCAAUCGUUGGCAAGGAAUCGUAUGUCCCCUCUGGUAGAAGGAAAACGAUAUGUAGGAGCAUUCUUGGCAAGUAAUGGACGUCCACCAUAUCUGAGCCGAGACCCUGAGUUUAAGAGAAACCAUGGAACAGGAUGGGCAUGGGGCUACAGGCGGCCUGAAUAUACAACAGCUCAGUCACUGAGAAGAGGACCCGAAGCUGACAGUACUGAUGAAGUAUUGGCAAAAAGGUAUGUAGCCGCACUGCUGCGACAGGGCAGACUGCCUGUUGGCAUCGACUCUUCAGCCGAGCAGGUCGAUCAGGAUGACAACGAACACAAUGAAGACGAAGAGGAAGCAGAGCAGGCUGAGGAAUUGAACAAGCGUCACAUCGGGUCACUCGCUGCUCAUAAGAGCUUUGCCAUGCGUAAGAAGAAGUCAGUGGACUUGAAAGAGCAAGCUCAAGAACAACUGAACAGUCAGGCGGACAAGAAAGUAGAUACUGGAUCCAAUAGGAGCAAGCGCGACGUUGCAUCAUCGCUGUCAUCCGAUGAGUACACCAUGCCAGUCCUGCAGAACACUGUCAACAGCGACUAUGAAGAUAUUGUAUCAAAGGCUACAGGUGAUGGACCUUCAGCAAGGAACAAACGCUACUUUGGUGCCCUGGCCAGAAACGGGUGGCUACCGUCUGGCUACUACUCGAGCAAGGGUACGUCGAAGCGGCACAUCGGAGCCCUGGCCCGGCUCGGCUGGCUCCCUUCCUUCCGCAGUGCCCGCUCCUUCAACCGCUACGGACGCCACGCAAGAUCGCCCUGCAAGAGAUCGAGCGGUGAGGGGUGGGGGGAAGAUACCUGGGGGCAGACUGCCGCAGAUAGGAUCGUCGCGGCGUUCGCACAACCAGAACUCGGGCAGACGUCGUGGCCACUAAGCGACGACAGUCACCGCAAGGACAAGCGACUAUUCCUGCUGAAUGCACUCGACUACAUACUUCUCAGGCAAAUGCAUCAACCCCGCAAACACUAAACACUAGUCCCACUCCCACACCGCAAACAGCCAACAACCUACACGACAAAUCGUGUAGUCGCUUUUGUUGACAUCUAUUUAUUGCCAUCUAUUGUUGCCAUCAAACCUCUCGUGAAGUGACUCCUGGGAAGAGGACUUGACAAGUACAAAUCAAUCAAGUCAUAAUGUCGAUGACUGACAAUAUAAAAUUCAAAACUCAAUAUAUAAAAAUACAGAUCAAGAAAUUGAAUUCGAUAAUUAACAACAUUAUAAUAUAGUUUUCAAGAUGAAAACUAAGUAUGAUAAGACGUACUAAAACAUUGGAAAAUAAUAAUUAUAAUACCAGUAUAGGUUAGAUUAUUAUACUCAACAAGUUGGGUAAUGGAUCACAUUUCCAACAUACUAAUAAUAUUGAGUGACAUGGCUGGCUCAGAAUUUUCAGGUCACACGUGAUCAAUUUCAGGGCCUCUGACAUGACCUAACGAGCGUUAUUAGGCAGCCGGGAACGAUCCCGGUCGUGUCCAUCCGAAAGACGAGUUCCCUUUAUUCCCGAAAAUUGAGGCAAAGAUAGCCUACUCAACAAGAAAAUCGAUAGAGACUCAAUAGAAAAAAAUAUUACCGAUAAAAUUUAAUGAAAUAAAAAUAUUUAAUAAUUAUUAUUUUAACAAUAUCAUUGCACAAGGACGUCAAAAUAAAUUAUAUAAUCAUUGAUUAGAGUGGAAUCAAUAUUCACUCUAUAUUAUUGAAAAUGUCGAAAGACAUAACAAAAAUGGAAAUUCAGAUUAGUCAAAUAUUAUCUUUUUCUUAGAAAGGGCUAAUAAAAAACCUUUCAACUAAAAAUAUUAUAUAAAUUCCAUGAAUACUAACACUAGUUAACACCAGUCGAAUUUAAAAAAGAGAAUAAUAUUCCUCGGAACUCUAUAGCUCAUCAUUUUAAUGUUAUUUUUAAGAAAAUAUAUUAUACUAACACUGAUAAUACCGUAACGACAGUUUGAGCAAACAUUCAAAAAGUCCAUUUCAAUUAUCCUGUGAUAUUUUUGUUGAAGGUGUCGAUGUCCUCCACAAUAAGGAGAAGGAAAAGAGAUUUCUAAAAAAACAUCACAGAAUUUGAUUACACGCUGUCAGUCAUAGUCUAAAUCUAUUUCUUAUUUCAAAAUGGAAUUCACAUUAUAUUGUUGUAGAUAUUAUUCAAUUUCAUGCAUUGACAUUUAUUCAUAUCAUAUAAAUCCGACUAAAUAACAGAUUACAAAAUGUAAUAAGCAUAUCCGUAAUUUAAUGGCUCUAUAGUUGUCUACUGAAAUACGAUGAUAGAAAACAAAUGUAGGCUUAUCGCUUAAAACGGUAAAACACGCUCGAGAAAAUAAAUGUAGGCCUAAUUGGAAAUCCACUAAAUAGAAGCAAUACCGUAAAAUACCAAUACCAAUCAAUGAGAAUGUGGUAGGAUAAUGAGAGCAUUUAAAUUUGAAUUGAAUUCUAAAAUCUCAUAAAUUGGCAUGUGAUUUUUUUUAUUUAUAAUUUGUAUUUGAUUAAUUUGAAGAAUCAUAAUUUUUAUGUGAGGAAUGAUCAAGUUGUUAUUCUCAAGGAUGAGGAUCCAAACAACAUUUCAAUGCAACUCAUAUUUGAACAAGUCAAAUCGUUUUUUUUUUCAAUCACUCAAUCAUCUUUCCUAGUCAUUUCAGUAGAUUCUCAUUAGUUGUUAGUUGGUAGUGCACUGAACAAAACAAUACAAUAUGUAAAGUGUUCAGUGAGUGAAGUACGGUAAGUAUUCGACCAGAGGCGAUCAUGGAGGCUAUGAAGUGAUCACUUUCUUAAUAAUCUCCAAAGUAAAACAUCUUGAGAUUUCAAGUCUAAUAAUCAGAUCGUUGAUGAGCACUCAUUAUGACUUUUUCUAGAACUGGAUUAUACAAUAUACGCCAUCUAUAUAAUUCCCUAUAAUUGAGAGUUACCGUAUUAUGAAAAAUCUUUAUUUUUAAAGAACAAUAUAUU